UGUCAAUGUUCACCCAAAGAAUCACAUAUUCCUUAUCUGCACGAGCUUGACUGCAUGCAAACCCAAGUGGUGUGAAUUAUAAUAUGUUACAUAAGAAGAACUCAAAUUUAUGCCUCGUUAUUAGUGCCUAUUUCUUUGUGCUCCUGCUCUCCGUUAGAGGUUAUGUUUUGGACGAAGGAUCUCCUAUCUUCAUACGGCACGAAAGUGUACCAAGCGUCAAAAGUCACUUCGGCUUUAGCCAUGAUCUUCACCAAGAUGAACAAGGAAAAAUUCGCGCCUUCGUUGGCGCUCCAAAAGAUCGACAUGGGUGGGGCUUGAAACCGGAUGAGAUUGGCGGGAGUUUUAGUGUAUGUGAUCUAAAUGUCAGCAAUCAAUCGGCCAAGUGCACGGUCAGGACGCCAUCGAUGCCCAAUGCAGAGGAGAAAGAUACCUUUUUAGAUCAAAUGCUGGGUAUUUCCGUGAUGACGACAGGAGAUAAGGUUUGGACAUGUGCCCCCCGAUUCCAGCGCUUCAAACAGAAGAUUUGGGAAAAUGGCUUGCAAGAGUACCAAAUGAUGCUUGGUCAUUGCUUCAUCUUCAGCGAAGAUGAUGGUUUCACCACCAACCGUCAUGUUGUUCCUCUGGACAAGAAACCCGUUUUCUUCGGGCGGGCAGUUUAUGGAGAAAAAGAAUAUGCUUAUGGAGCAACCUACAGUGAAACUGGCUUUUCACUUCACGCCUCUGAUGACGACAUGUUCAUGGGAGCUCCAGGAGCCUGGAAUUGGACCGGAACCAUGGUCGCAACUAACACUGUCGGAGAGAACCCCGUAAUGACGCAGCCAUGGUCGCCUUCAGAACCGAUUUUGAACGACUACACCGGGUUUGCUCUUUCAUCAGGUAAACUUCUUCGAAAUGCUCAAUCCGGAGUUCGUCCUCGGCAUAUGGUCUUAGGAGCCCCACGAGCUGGUCGAAAUCGGGCUGGGUCGGUUUUUGCCGUGGGAUUCGAUGGGUCGGCAACGCUGACCCAGAUCAGUAAGGCCAAAGGACGCCAAAUUGGGGAAUACUUUGGAAGUGCAUUGGCCACAGUGGAUGUUAACGGAGAUGGCUUGGAUGAGGUUUUGGUUGGAGCACCUUUCUUCGUCGAAGACUUAAAGAAUCAGCGCUAUGAACAGGGCCGAGUGGCCAUUCUGGAGGUAAUCAAUGACAAUAGUUUCAUUGAACGUGCCUCCCUCUCUGGUCCUAGGAAGUCAUCUGGUCGGUUUGGUAGUGCUGUGGCAUCGCUCGGAGACAUCGAUCUGGAUGGAUACGGAGACUUUGUGGUUGGAGCGCCAUAUGAAGAUAAUGGCCAUGGAGCCAUUCACAUUUACAUGGGGAAGAAAGAUAUUGCUAGCAUUCAAGAAGCCAGUCAAAUCAUUCGGGCUCAAACCUUGAAAGCAACAAGCAAAGGCUUUGGGAUCAGUUUCUCAAAAGUUCUCGACGUAGACAAAAAUGGUGUCCCAGACAUUGCCGUUGGUUGUCAUGAUUCCGGGGAAGUCGCUUUACUCCGUGCUAGUCCAUCAGCAAUUUUAGAGGUUGAAUCGCGAUCCUCGGAGAGCACCAUUACUCUGGAAAACACGUCAACAUUCCAAAUAACGGCCUUUGUGGCUUUAAAGACCAGGGUGAAAAAUUCAAAAGGCCAAGGGCAGGUCCAGGUGAAAAUCACGUUCCUGAAGGAUCCCAGAACCACAUUUGUUAAUGCAGGCUCUCAAAACAACAUUUCUGUCACCAAAGUUGUGCAUGAAAACCAAGGAGCUCAAGUGUCGCAACAGGUCCAAUUGAAAAGUCCUCAUUUCAAUGCAAUGGGACCUCUGAUUUUUGAAACGCUAGUGGAACAAAUGCCAAGGGUGGAAGGAAAAUUUUGUCCCGAGUGUCAAGUGUUAGAUCCAAGAAUUGCUUAUAAAUCUUCAGUCCAGGUUGAACUGUCUUUAAAUUGUGACCCUGGCAAAAAUUGUGGUGCGGACUUGUCUCUGGCGGCUGGCUUGAAAGACACUGAAAACCUACCGUUCGUUAUUGGCUCAUCCAAAUCCUUGACCAUUGCUAUCAUGGUCAGGAAUGAAGAUGGAGAAAACGCCAUUUCCCCCACAAUUGCGCUAUCCAUUCCUGAUAAAUUGAGCAUCAAACAAAUGCCCGGUUGUAAGGAAGAGAACCGGGAAAUCGUUUGCACUUUGACCAAUAUUGUUAAGGGCUCUGCUGUCAUCACUGAAAUCACUUUCGACGUGUCUGCCUUAACAGCGGGGGAGUCUAAAAUCUUGUUCAAAGAUAUUCGAGUGGAUAGUUAUUAUGAUGAUCUCAAUGACGCCAAUAACAAAAAAAGCCUGGAGAUUCCAUUAGAGAGCCAGGUGGAUUUGAAGGUGUUGCCGCUAACUAUUCCUUCUACUGCCCUCUAUAAUGAAAUGGACGAACUCGUGGCUUUCAAGCAAAGUUUUCAAGUCAGUAAUGAAGCCAUGAGUCCGGUGACGGAUGUGGUGCCCACGGUGAAUGUACCAAUCAAAUUGGAUGGUUGGACAAUCAUGGAAAACCUCACAGUAGUGAUGAGUCUCCCGAUCACAGGUGCGGAAGUGAACUGUAAAAGAGACCAAACUGAACAAGACGAAGAAGGGCUCAGCUCCGAGUUGUCCGUAUCUAUCGAUAAAAUGCACAUUACGUGCGAUUCGCCAAAAUUCACAUGCGUCACGUACAGAUGUCCAAGAGUUGACUUGUCAAAUCGAUCAACAGUGGCGACAAUAUCCCUUCAACUCAUUUUGGAUCUCACGGACAUCAAAGAGAAGGAUUUCCAGUUCUCGAGUGACGCCAAAGCAGCCCUUGAUUUCCCUCUUGAUUCCAUACAAAUCAAUCCGGGUCAAGCUCGAGCAACGACUGUGAUUAGGUUGGAAUCCAAUGCGAUCUUGACCGCCUCCCUUCCCACUUGGUUGUGGAUUGUGGUGGUUAUUUCGGCUCUCCUGGUCCUACUUCUUAUCAUUCUUUGCAUGACCAAGUUCGGAUUCUUCAGAAGAAAGAGAAUGGAAGAAAUGAGAAAUGAGAAAGAAGCCAGGGAGAAUACUGCCAAGGAGAUGGAAAAUGCCAUUUGGCAAUCUCCAGGAUUACAGAUCCAAACUCGCAAUUCUAUAGAAUUUCCCGAGAACGAAGACGUCAUUGAACAAAGGAUGAAACUAUUGGGUGAAUCGCAGAUGAAGUAGUUUUCCUGUUUUCUUCACAUUAUUUGUGCUUCUAUUACUGCCAAAAAAAUAACAGCUGAAUAUGAGAAUGAAAUUUACAGUUUUGA
Molecule: messenger RNA, 3280 nt
Organism: Tigriopus californicus
Lineage: Eukaryota; Metazoa; Arthropoda; Copepoda; Harpacticoida; Harpacticidae
Product: integrin alpha-9-like
Exons: 14
Coding region: 84-3194 (1036 amino acids)
Biological process (GO): cell-cell adhesion; cell-matrix adhesion; integrin-mediated signaling pathway
Cellular component (GO): external side of plasma membrane; integrin complex
Molecular function (GO): integrin binding
Source: RefSeq, a predicted model, not a curated record